CCAAGUCUUCCGAUUCACGUUUUGAUCGUUUAGUCGGGUUUCGAUAUUUGUCCACAGUGGCGUUUAUCUUCGGUGAAAAAAUUCUACGCCGCACGAGUGUUUACUUGACCUGAAACGGAAUAAAGUUGGUUUUUGUUUGAAUUAGGCGUAACUUUGGAAGCGUGCCGCGAUCACGUUUUCUACGUAGAAAAAUUAGUUGAAGAUUAUCUUGAGUGUGACGGAAAACUGAACUGUAGGUGGAGUGAGUUUACGGGGAAUCAGCGAGAAUAGCGCGCUUUAGGUUUCGCUGGGGGGAAGUCGAACAGCAAGAAGUGUUGGCAAAGUGCUGCACGAAAACGUCGCCUAGUUGUCGUGUGCCACAGCUGGAUGAACUGUCGGAAGUGUCAAGUUUAAAAGUGGAUCUAAUUACCUGCCGCCAAUUGAAGUUGAUACGGCCCUGAGGUCAUUGUUCUGCCGACAUCAGCGUCUCGUUCGGCUUUUUGAAACAACGGAAACAAACAUGAACGCCCAGGAGAGAAGGACUUCCUUCGCCCGGCGGGCGGAGAGCUUGAUCGAGCGGAGAUAUGCAGUCAACACGGAGAAAAGCGGUGAAAUCAUAGUUACAGUUCAGGGUGACCUCACACAGCAGGAAAAACGCGCUGUCUUUCUCACUGUUCACGAUCUGGGCUGCAAUCAUUCCUCUUUCGAAGAGUUUGUCAACAGUGCGUGUAUGAUCGAAAUUAAGGAACGGUCGUGUUUCAUUCAUAUCGACGUACCCGGACACGCGGACAACGCUCCAAAUCUACCAGAGAACUUCCAGUUUCCAUCGCUUCAGUUGCUGGGCGAAGAGCUGGUUACGGUGUUGGACUUUUUGCACGUUAAAUACGUUAUCGGCCUAGGCGAAGGUGCGGGCGCCAACGUCCUGGCCCGAUUCGGUUUGGCACAUCCGUCACGAACCCUCGGUCUCAUUCUGAUCAACGUCACCGGUUCGGCAGCUUCGGUGCUAGACGCAUUCAAAACCAAAUUCAUCAGCUGGAAGGGAGACGAACUCGGCCAGUCAGCCGAGGACUUUCUACUGUAUCACAAAUUUGGCUAUCAAUUAGUCGGUGACAACCCGGAUAAGGAAAAAAUUGUCGCCGAAUUCCAGAGCCGACUUCACAGCUCGUUGAAUAACAAAAAUCUGAAGCAAUAUGUAAAAGCAUUUAUGAACCGUAAGGACCUGCCGCUGAAGAACUGCAAGGUUGAUUGUCUAUUGAUUACUGGUGUUAUGAGCCCAUACGCUGGUGUUGUUGAGAAAUUGUACAAGGACUUGAACAAGGAAAAAGUCACCCUUUUGAAGGUCGAACGUGCCGGAGAUGUUCUGGCUGACGCCCCUGCCAAGGUAGCCCAGUCAAUCCUACUGUUCUGCAAGGGCCAAGGUCUUUUGACAUCAGUCGCCAUGCCCGGUGUUGAUCGCAGCAGGGCAUUUUCUACCAGUUCCGGUGGUUCGACCGAAGGAACUCCGGGAGCCCGGCGGCUGUCCCGUGGCAUGUCAAUGGAGGACUACGACAAGCCCAACAUUAGACGGUUGAGUGUCACAAUCACCGAACACAUUUGCUCAUUUCAAUACAUGGAUUCUCCACCCGUGAAACCACCGAGAGCCGUAAAAUACGGCAAAGAAACGAGCGGCUGCGGACUAUUGGUUUCGGUGAUCAAAACCCUUGACGCCAGCGAAACCAAUGAGCAGCGAGAACGGGAGAAGCAGAAGAUCGAAAAGGAGUUUCGUAAAACUGAUCAGAGGUUGAACCAGUUGGUUUCCCGGAACGAUGGGGAUCUCACACGGGUUAUGCAGUUGUUCGGCAAGGUCUCGACACAGAUCACCAGCUCCCGGGAGAAAAUUCAUGUGGUCAAAGAAAACUUGCAAACGUGUAAGCAAUUGUUACGAUGCCGGCGGGAAGAACUGAAAAAGCUCUACACGGAUGCUGUGCAGCACAAGUAUGUGUUGGAAAUGUUGGACCAGAUCAACGAACUCCGUAGAACUCCUCAACAGUUGGCUUCGUUUAUGGGCAAGAAGCACUAUCUACAUGCAACCAAACUUCUAAUGUCGGCAAUCGAAAUGACGGAAGGUCCCCUGAAGGACGUAGAAGGUCUGAACGAUUUGCGGCAGGAUUUUCAGACCAAACGGCAACAGCUCUAUGGUCGGCUGCUUGAGGAACUCAACAAACAUCUUUACGUUUCCAGUACGGCUGAAGUGCUGCAAAGCUUUCAAAGGCAAAGCUCUGGUCGGAACAGUCAGUACGCGGCGAACAGUACAGCGGCUUCGCCAUUUCAGCGGAACGUUUUGCGGCGAUCGGCCGAACGAAUGGAAGCCAACACGAAGGCUAGAAGAGCAUUGUUUGAAAUUGCACAGAAUGGCUACCUCGAUGUCGACAAGAGCGAAAUCAUCGAAGACACGGAUUUGCUCGAUCCGGAUGUCAAUUCUACCUAUUUCAUAGGAAUCAUCAUUGAGUGUUUUGCGUUGCUGAAUAAAGUGCCUGAAUCGAUAGAAUCCAUAAGAGUACAAAUGCAAAGUGAACUCCUAGCGAUUGUCACGAGAUCCACUCAUCACAUCAUCACACUCAACCAGCAGCAACAGAAUCAGCAGCAGACACAGCAUCAGAUCCCGUUUGGAAAUCUGGCGACAAACACUGAAGAGACGCCCGACCAGACAGCUCCAAUACUCGAACUUCUAGAAAUAGUCUUCAAACAGUUAAAGCUUAUUGCAAAUGCGCAUCAAUUGACGCUUAAAAACUAUCACAACGUAAUGCACCGUUACAAUCUAACGCAAGCGAAGGCUUAUGAUCUAAUUGAAUACUGGGGACAGGCUCAGGCGGUCUUGAAAUUAGUGUUGACUGAUUAUCUUGAUAUACAAAACGACAGCAGUGACGAGCUGAUGCGAGCGCAGUUUACCGAGCAGACGACUAACAUCAACACAUUCUUCAGCCGCCGUAAGAUGCCAGGUAAGAAGAUGCUGUUCAAAUUCGACAAGUCUUCCCAUACGGCUUUGCUGGAACCGGACUCCGGUGCGAAAGAGCAUCGCCGCAAUCCGUCGAAUGUGUCGAAUAGUGCUGCAGCCAAAGAGGAUGCAUUAAAUCAGUCCCUUGGAAAUGGACGGGAUUUGCUGAAUGCUAGCUUUAGCAAUAAACAAGGUGUUGUACCACUCGGGCCGGAACGAAAGAAACAAGAACGAUCGCUUGUCUGCACUCCGGAUGCUGCUCUUGUAAGGCAGAUUUAUCUACCGAUGAUGGGUUACAUUCAUGAGAUAGAAGGAUUUAUGAAGUGUAAAUCAGGUCAAUUGUGCAGUUUGAAUACCUUCUUGGCUAAUUACGUAAAGGAUGCUUAUCUGGCGAGGGGUCACAAUCGAAAUUUACAGCUUACAAUCGAAUCUUUAUCAAAAACACAGGAUGCUUGGCGCUCAAUUAUUACACCGGAAGAGAUGAAGCGACUUGGAUUGACGAGACCGUUGCUGCAAAAUACCGUACUGGUAGAAAGUCGAAUCUCUGAAACCAAAAAACUUAUCUUGGAUCUCCCAACGUACUCGGACGAACUGCUCAAAAUGGUAUGUUCACUGUUGAAAACAUAUCGCGAAACGUGUCAAGCUGCGUACCGAGGUAUUGUCCAACCAGAAACGGAGGAUAAGCGAAUUUACAGUGUAGCGUGGUUGAAGGAUGACGACAUCACAAGGUUUCUUAAAUCUCUUCCGAACUGGACCGAUCUCAAGACGUCCAACGUGCGUCACAAGCAACAGCCGGGCCAGAAGCGACUUAUGAAAACGGAACCUUCGGAGGAGGAAAGCCCCACGGCUGUACAGCAGCGGAACGUUCGGGAAGCUGAAAUGCUUACCAGCAACCUGGGCGAGGGUGGUAUCUCGCAGCAGGAAAUUCUCUCGGAUGUCGGCGUCCUCAAGGAGUUGGCCAUUCUGCAGGAAAGCAUGGAAUGGUUCGCCAACCGAAUAACCGAUUUUGCUAACGAUCUACGGAAGCCCAUCGUAAAUGGGUUGCUCACUGGUGGGGGUUCCAGUUCCUCGCCGGUUGUUGUCAAGGACGGUAUGAUUAAGGUGCUGAUGAAUUUAGCUCUGGAGUUCGAAGAAUUGGCCAACACCUGUCUGUUGGUGCUGCAUUUAGAGGUGCGCGUACAGUGCUUCCACUAUCUUAAGUCCAAUCCGUCGGAUAAGUUUAAGCCAAACAAUCCGAACAAGAAUGAUUCGCUUGAACCGGAUGCGAAGGUGCUUAAACUGACAAAAGUGCUUUCCGAUAUGGAUGAAGCGCUAAGUUUGACGUUACAUCCGAGAAAAACAAAGUACGUGUUCGAAGGCUUGGCUCAUUUAGCUUCCCGAAUACUCGUGAUGACAGCCAAUUCCAUGGAGUAUAUAGACCAUGCCGGAGUGCAACGCAUGUGCCGUAAUGCACUCGCUCUGCAGCAAACACUCAGUAGCAUCACCGCUUCCCGGGAGGUGGCGCUCGAUUAUGCUAGGUCGUUUUACGAAAUGUUUUACCUUGAUCCAGAUGAAAUUUUAACCUCAAUAAUCGAGAAAGGAACACAAUUCACCGAGAUGCAGUAUUUAAAUGCUUUGCAUUUGAUUUGCAAAAAUCGAGGCAUCACCGAUCAGAACACUCUGGUUAUGUACCAGCAAAAGUUGAGCGAUGUUCUCGGAACAAAGCCUGCGCUUGGGGUCACUGUUUAGUAAGUAGAUAUUACGAUAUUUAUGAAUUGUUGUGUAGUGACGAAAUGUAGGUGAAUAUUGUUGCUAAUGAAGUUACUACUGAUACCAGAAGAUGUAAACACAUUACUAAAACGCUAGUAAACAGCAGCGCAAAUUUUUGUAAAAAUUAUUUGUUGCAGCAAGGAUGAUCAAAGGUGUUCAUUGUAAACCGCUACAUUUGUGAAAUGUAUUGAAUUUGGCUACAAUUGUUUUCGCGGAAUCAAAAACCACUAGAAAUUAUCUUUAAUCGAUUAAAACCGAUCAGUUUCGUAUUGUCGCAAAAUAAUUUAUUCAUUUUACAGGUAUAUUUAUUUGAAAAUAAAGCGUAACAGUACUUUUCGUGCAUGUUUAACUCCUCCGAGAGAAAAAUGGCUGAAGCAAAACGUUAUUUGUAGAUUGCAAGUUACA
Messenger RNA from Sabethes cyaneus, 5107 nucleotides. RefSeq names its product exocyst complex component 4-like. The coding region runs from base 500 to 4681 and encodes 1393 amino acids. The transcript is spliced from 19 exons. The record is from RefSeq and is a predicted model, not a curated record. Gene Ontology annotation, cellular component: synapse; exocyst; growth cone membrane. Lineage: Eukaryota; Metazoa; Arthropoda; Insecta; Diptera; Culicidae. Gene Ontology annotation, biological process: exocytosis; chemical synaptic transmission; Golgi to plasma membrane transport.